Molecule: messenger RNA, 1800 nt
Organism: Haliotis rubra (blacklip abalone)
Lineage: Eukaryota; Metazoa; Mollusca; Gastropoda; Lepetellida; Haliotidae
Product: monocarboxylate transporter 14-like
Exons: 5
Coding region: 296-1663 (455 amino acids)
Biological process (GO): monocarboxylic acid transport; transmembrane transport
Molecular function (GO): monocarboxylic acid transmembrane transporter activity
Source: RefSeq, a predicted model, not a curated record
UGUAAAUGAUCUGUGCUGACUGUAAAUGGUCUGUGGACAACGGACUGUAAAUGUGUGGACAACGGACUGUAAAUGAUCUGUGGACAACGGACUGUAAAUGAUCUGCGGACAACGGACUGUAAAUGAUCUGCGGACAACGGACUGUAAAUGAUCUGCAGACAACGGACUGUAAAUUAUGAGUGUUUGAUAUUAUGACCAUCAGUCCACAUCUGAAUACACAUGAUCUGGUUUGCCGCCACUUACCUGAAGCACAGCGAUAGUCCUAUUCUCUCCCGGAAAUACGGAUGUAUCUAAGAUGGCAGACCACAAGGACAUUGACAGAGGGUAUGCGUGGGUGGUGCUGGUCUUCAGUUGGCUACAAGUUGUCAUCUCCGGCAUCUUCUACUACUCAACGGGUGUGGUCAACACCGUCCUCCUUGAAAAUAUGCAAGAGGGCGUGGUCAAGACGUCGUGGGUCGGGUCCACGUUGUAUGGGACGAUAAUGCUUACAGCUCCUGUGACCGGCUCUUUAACCAAUGUUUUGGGGUGUCGCGUUGCAUCCGUUGUUGGAGGUCUUCUGACCCUGGUGGGCAUGGUUGCUGCUUUCUUCGCAACGUCGGUAAACGGGGUGAUUGUGUCCUAUGGACUUACUGCAGGUCUAGGACUCGGGUUCCUCGAGACAUCAGCGAUUGUCAUCACUGGACACUAUUUCGACAAAUACCUUCCCCUUGCCUCUGGUCUUCAGAUGUCUGGAGGAGGAUCGGGGAUGCUCAUCGGUGCUCCGUUAGUGAGAGGCCUCCUUGACACGUUCGGACUGAGUGGGGCGUUUCUUAUAAUGGGAGGAAUAGGAGCUAAUGCGUGUGUGUGUGGUAUGUUGUUUAGACCGUCACCGCAUGAGCAACAAAUAGGAGCAAAGACGAAGGAGACGUCGGGAGACGUCACCCGAAAUCUCGUGGAUCAAGAAGCAGACGUGCAGUCAGAAGUCAGAAUAAGCUAUGUGCAACGUUUACGUUCAACAGUCAGAGACACGUGGUCUCUUUUGUCUAAUUUGAGCUUUAUGCUGUACGUCUUUUCCUAUACAUUAUGGGGAUUUGGAGAAUCAAUCAUCUAUGUACAUCUGCCUACCUUUGCGGAGUCUAAAGGAACUAGCCCACAGAAUUCAGCCAUGUUGUUCACAGCCAUGGGAAUCACUAGUAUAAUAGCGCGGGUGUUGGCAGGGUUUGCUGGUACCGAUCCAGCAAUAGGCGUCUUCAUGCUACACACGGGUAUGGUAGGUGUAGCCGGUGUCUUGAUCAUUCUGUGUCCACUUUUAGCAAGUUCUUACACACUACAGCUCCUCUUCUGUAGCAUAUAUGGCAUCUACAGUGGAGGGCCGAUGGCGCUAUUGAACCCAAUUAUUGUAGACCUGUUAGGUGUGAAACAACUGGCGACCGGAUAUGGAGUGGUGAAUUUCAUUGGUGGCAUUGGAUUACUUCUCGGACCUCCUUUUGCAGGGUUGAUCAUGGACGUCUCAGGAAGUUACGAUGUCAGCUUUGCUUGUUCUGGUAGCGCACUAGUGAUAGGAAGUCUGCUGUCUCUGUGCAUACCGAUGUUUAAGAGACCAAGUGUUUCCUCUGAUCGGGAAAUGGACGUGACAGUUGCUGAAGAAUACACAGCCGUAGCUUCCGGACCAGAUCGGCAAUAAAUACUGUUCAACCACUGACUAUGAUCUCUCUUUUAUGAUAUGUCAGGACAUCUAUUAGACUAACAACUAGUCUCUGAAAUGAACAUAUUUUACAGAAAAAGGUUCAUAGUUAAAACAAUAGAAUAUAGUGAAAAGGA